AUGCCUAUUGCCGUGCAAGACCCAACACCAGCCACCCCCACCACCGUUCCCGGGAAAGCGGACGCCAAAUCCCACCCCCAGCCCACACACCCGGGCCUCCUCCACGUCCAGCGCAGCGCGCAGGCGUUUGGCUCGUCGGCAAUCAGCGAGGUCUCGCUGCCAGCGGGCGCGCUGUUCGCCAAAAUCACCACUGCCACUCCGGCUACCAAAGCGUACACAUCCGUCCAAGUGUCGCGCGAUGCGCACAUCGAGCUCAAUUCCGACCUCGUCUACUGCAACCACUCCUGCGACCCGACGCUCAAUUUCGACAUGGGAAAGAUGGAAGUCCGCGUCGUGGACAACCGUCCUCUGAAGAAGGGCGAUCAGUUGACGUUCUUCUACCCGAGCUCUGAAUGGGAGAUGGACCAGCCGUUCCAGUGUACCUGCGGGGCGGGCGAGAAAUGUAAAGGGUUUAUCAAGGGAGCGAAGGGGCUGGGGAGAGACGGACUCAAGGGGUACUGGUUGAACGCUCACAUUGAAGAGCUCGUCCAGGAGGAGGAGCAGAAAAAGAACGCGGACGGACAGUGA
Molecule: messenger RNA, 567 nt
Organism: Aspergillus nidulans FGSC A4
Lineage: Eukaryota; Fungi; Ascomycota; Eurotiomycetes; Eurotiales; Aspergillaceae
Exons: 1
Coding region: 1-567 (188 amino acids)
Source: RefSeq, a predicted model, not a curated record